Adineta steineri is the source of this 447-nucleotide messenger RNA. NCBI's taxonomy places the organism in Eukaryota, Metazoa, Rotifera, Eurotatoria, Adinetida, Adinetidae. The record is from the annotation of a GenBank genome assembly.
AUGUCGUCAGCCUAUCAAAUAUAUCGUUCAACAACUAUUGGUUUGGCUCUUGAUGAUACUCUUCGUGAACUGGUUCGUAAACAAAUAUUUACUCCUCGUAUUGUUCACUAUAUUCUUGAUGUUUUCGAUCAUAUUAUUAAUGAAAAAUUAACUUAUCAAUCGGUGAAAGGAAAAAAAGAAUCAUGUCUUAUAUUUACAGGUCAUCUUCUAUCUUAUAGAGCAUGUGAUCAAGUAUGGACAUUACUAUUUGAUUCAUUAACAUUAACAUCAAAUACAAAUUUAUCAUGGAAAAUGACAUUAAAUGGUCACGAGAAUAAAGUUAAAAUAAUUACUUGUCCUGCUACUAAAUUAAAUUCAUCUCGAGUUGAACAAACAACAAUAACAACAACAAAUGAAGAUGAAUCAAAAGUUAAAUCAAAAACUUUAAAAAAAUUUAAAUCAACAUAA